AUUGUCUUCCAUCCAAAAAAUUAGAAAUUUGAACAUUCUCUCAAAAUCACCUGGAUCUUUUAAAAAAAUUACUACCCAUUUCAGAAAAUCAAUAACCCAUUUCAAAAACUCAAAUCUUUUGCUAAAUUAUUUAUUCCCACUUCAAAAAGAGAAAUUUUUAGUUUAAUUUUCAAAUACCAACUAAAAAAAAUUAGUAUGAUGAGUAAUAUAGACAAUGAUUUAGCAGUUCUUGAAUCAAUUAGACAACACUUACUUGAAGAUUGGGACCCGAGAAGCAUCGGAGUUCCGGCAAUGGUUUCUGGGUCAGGACCCGUUUAUCGUAGGAAUUCAAGUUUUGGUAGAUUAUACCCUUGUUUAACUGAAAAUUGGGGUGAAUUACCAUUGAAAGAAGAUGAUUCUGAAGAUAUGGUGCUAUUUGGGGUUCUCCGGGAUGCGGUACAUACCGGAUGGUCACCGGAAUCCGGGUCAGAAACAGGACCGGAUUCUCCCACGACGAUUCCGGUUACGAUUAAACCGGAGCCGUUGGAUUCUCCGGUGAGUGUUAUUGGAAAUGAAACUCCGGUCCCGGUUGUGGCGGCAACAGCGGCCGCCCCUACUAGAGGGAAACAUUAUAGGGGUGUCCGAAGACGCCCGUGGGGAAAGUUCGCGGCUGAAAUCAGGGAUCCGGCAAAACACGGGGCUCGGGUCUGGCUAGGAACAUUUGAGACAGCUGAGGACGCUGCCUUGGCUUAUGACCGCGCAGCCUUUAGGAUGCGGGGGUCAAAAGCAUUGCUUAAUUUUCCCCUUAGAGUGAAUUCGGGUGAACCCGAUCCUGUCCGGAUCACUUCAAAACGAUCAUCACCCGAUAGAUCCACAUCAUCAUUAUCUACGUCAUCAUCCACGUCAUCAGAUAGUGGGUCCCCUAAGAGGAGGAAGAAACAAAGUGCAGUUGUGCAAGUGGGAAAUGAGGGUGAAAGGUUGCGAGUGGGAUGCCAAGUGGGUAAUGGUGUCGAAACGUUGCCACGUGGUGAUCAUUUAUUAGUUAGUUAAAUAUUUUAAUGAAAAAAAUCUCAUUGUAAUUAAGAUGGGUAAUGGUAUCAUUAGCUUCUUAGUUAUGCUUAAAUAUAGAUUAGAAUGAGUUUGGUGAGUUGUAGGAGAUGUACUAUAAUGGAAUUUAGAAUGGUGAGUUUCAAAAUUCGUUUUGAAACGUUUUUAAUGAAAUGUGAAUAGAGUUUUAUUUGUUAAUUAAAAAAAAAAAAAAUCUAAAAUGGGUUUCAAAUCAAA
Amaranthus tricolor (Joseph's coat) is the source of this 1263-nucleotide messenger RNA. RefSeq names its product ethylene-responsive transcription factor 2-like. Gene Ontology annotation, biological process: regulation of DNA-templated transcription; ethylene-activated signaling pathway. NCBI's taxonomy places the organism in Eukaryota, Viridiplantae, Streptophyta, Magnoliopsida, Caryophyllales, Amaranthaceae. Bases 196 to 1029 code for a protein of 277 amino acids. The record is from RefSeq and is a predicted model, not a curated record. Gene Ontology annotation, molecular function: DNA-binding transcription factor activity; DNA binding. The transcript has a single exon.